Lolium rigidum is the source of this 849-nucleotide messenger RNA. RefSeq names its product monothiol glutaredoxin-S6-like. Gene Ontology annotation, molecular function: glutathione disulfide oxidoreductase activity. Bases 80 to 466 code for a protein of 128 amino acids. Gene Ontology annotation, biological process: cellular response to oxidative stress. Lineage: Eukaryota; Viridiplantae; Streptophyta; Magnoliopsida; Poales; Poaceae. Gene Ontology annotation, cellular component: cytoplasm. The record is from RefSeq and is a predicted model, not a curated record. The transcript has 4 exons.
CUACCUUACCCUGGCUCCGGCAUCGGAACUCCGGCCUCCGGAGUCGCGCGCUCGGUGGCGGCGCUGGCCUGAUCCCACGAUGUCUCCGAUCAGAGUAGUGUUUUCUCUCUUCCUCCUCCUCGCGGUGGCGGAGUCCGCGGCGGCGACGCGCUCACCGUCGGCCUUCGUGCAGAACGCCAUCUACUCCAACCGCAUCACCAUCUUCUCCAAAUCCUACUGCCCGUACUGUAUGCGUGCUAAGCGAAUAUUUAAAGAUCUCAAGGAAAAUCCUUACGUUGUUGAACUUGAUCUUCGAGAGGAUGGCCGAGAAAUUCAAGGUGUUCUUCUUGACCUGGUUGGGCGCCAUACUGUGCCACAGGUGUUUGUGAAUGGUCAUCACGUUGGUGGCUCAGAUGAUACAAAAGAUGCUCUUUCAAAUGGACAGCUUAAUAAACUUCUUGGCAAAAGCCAGUCUCAGUCGCAGUGAUGAUCACGAGAAAAGCUUGGUAUUGCCAAAAACUUGUGAAUGUCUUACAUGCAUUGUUCUUUACCGGGAAGAAUGUGACUUUACUCUUUUUAGGAAUAUGAACAGGGUGUUCAACUCAUGCCAGAUAUUUUUUUUGCUUGGAACUGUUGUGGCAAAAAUAUUUGUACUUGAUUGUACGAUUUGCUCAAGCGUGUAUACGUUGAUCUGUUGUGCCAGUUUUUGUAAAAAAAUUGUGCUCAUAAGCACUCGACUUCCUCUUCUAUUGUGUAUCGUCAGGGUUGCUUGGUUUGUGUUGAUAAUGGGAGUAUGCAUGUCUUGUAAAUCAGAGUGUCCGUUCAGCAUUACUGAACUUGCACAAGAUAUGAGCUAGGCAACAUCCAUAA